Messenger RNA from Selaginella moellendorffii, 519 nucleotides. RefSeq names its product dof zinc finger protein DOF1.3-like. Bases 1 to 519 code for a protein of 172 amino acids. Gene Ontology annotation, molecular function: DNA binding. The record is from RefSeq and is a predicted model, not a curated record. Gene Ontology annotation, biological process: regulation of DNA-templated transcription. The transcript has a single exon. NCBI's taxonomy places the organism in Eukaryota, Viridiplantae, Streptophyta, Lycopodiopsida, Selaginellales, Selaginellaceae.
AUGGCUUCGUUCGCAGAUCCCCACAGAGAUUUCUUUCACUCAAUCUUCAAAGCGUCUUGUAACAAGGCAACAGUCGCAAGAGCAGAGCCAGAUUUGAGUCUUACGCUUGGGAGGAGGAGUUCUUCAAAUGUUUUUAUUGUGCAUGGUAAAGAUGAAAAAGAUUGGUUGAGACUUGGGGUUCCAAACGCUACUACUUCAUCAUUUUCGACAUCAAAUUUUGAAUCAGAAAAGGUAGAAAAAUCGUCGAACACAAAAUCUUCUUUUCGUGAGAAGAGAACAAAGAUUUCUUGCGACAAGAGCAGUGAUGAAGUUCCCAUGGCAUGUAUUUUUUGUGGUGGUAGUGCUAGAUUUGACUACUACAACAAUAAGAACAUCAAUCAGCCAAGAUUUCGGUGCCUGAAGUGCAAGAAGAAGUUCACUCCAGGCGCAAGUUUGAGGGGAGCACAGCGCAAGAAACUUGCAGAGCUCCACAGGAUGACUCAACAAGUUUGUAAAUUCAACACAUACACCAAAGAAUAA